Etheostoma spectabile (orangethroat darter) is the source of this 2014-nucleotide messenger RNA. It is a transcript of the gene pitx2, whose product is annotated as paired-like homeodomain 2. The record is from RefSeq and is a predicted model, not a curated record. The transcript is spliced from 4 exons. Gene Ontology annotation, molecular function: RNA polymerase II cis-regulatory region sequence-specific DNA binding; DNA-binding transcription factor activity, RNA polymerase II-specific. NCBI's taxonomy places the organism in Eukaryota, Metazoa, Chordata, Actinopteri, Perciformes, Percidae. Gene Ontology annotation, biological process: regulation of transcription by RNA polymerase II; anatomical structure morphogenesis. Gene Ontology annotation, cellular component: nucleus. The coding region runs from base 480 to 1283 and encodes 267 amino acids.
AAAAAUGCGCCACUCUUGAAGCGUCUUUCAAGAAGAUAAAAGUUGGGCAAGACAGAAGAGGACGAACCAAGGGGAGACUCGGACGAAAGCGCCUCCUUCGCCAUUUCUCCUCGCGCUGUAAACAGAUGGUUAUUUAUGCGCAUAAAUGAAACUAUCCUAAAAAAAAGGUAGCGCUCCGUCUCCUUUUGGAUAACAUAGCGGGAGAGCCACAUCUAAUGCAAGGCUCGCAUUUCCGGACAGAAACUUUAGACCUCAGCGCUUCUGGACCUUGAAGUUCCCUGCAUUUUCGCUAUAAAAACACAAAUACUGGUGUCUUGAGUGGGUUUGGACGCUGGGAUUAUCUCUUCUAUAGAACCAAACGCCGACGGCUGGGAAAGUCGAACCCCGCCGGUGUCUCCAACUGGUGAGUGCAGCAGGACGAGGCGUAGCGGCACUACAAAUAAACAACACUGUGUAAGCGGUUUCUUUAAGUUGCCAUAAUGGACUCCCACUGCCGCAAACUGGCCACCACCUGCGCGCAAAUAGAAAAAGAAAAGAACCAGAACAAAAACGACGACUCUUCAGAUGACCCUUCUAAAAAGAAACGGCAGCGGCGGCAGAGGACUCACUUCACCAGCCAGCAGCUGCAGGAACUGGAGGCCACUUUCCAGCGGAAUCGUUAUCCGGACAUGAGCACGAGGGAGGAGAUAGCCGUGUGGACCAACCUCACAGAGGCCCGGGUCAGGGUUUGGUUCAAGAACCGACGAGCCAAGUGGAGGAAACGGGAAAGAAACCAACAAGCAGAGCUUUGCAAAAACGGCUUCGGCCCGCAGUUCAAUGGACUCAUGCAGCCCUACGAAGACAUGUACCCCAGCUACACGUAUAACAACUGGGCAGCCAAGGGCCUCACGUCAGCCUCUUUAUCCACCAAAAGCUUCCCCUUCUUCAACUCCAUGAAUGUCAACCCCUUAUCCUCGCAGACCAUGUUCUCGCCGCCCAACUCCAUAUCCUCCAUGACUUCCAGCAUGGUGCCAUCGGCGGUCACGGGCGUGCCGGGCUCCAGCCUCAACAGCCUCAAUAACUUGAACAACCUCAGUAACCCGUCUCUCAACUCGGGGGUGCCCAGCUCGGCGUGCCCCUACGCGCCUCCGACCCCUCCUUAUGUGUACAGGGACACUUGCAACUCCAGCCUGGCCAGCCUGAGACUGAAAGCCAAGCAGCACUCGAGUUUUGGAUACGCCAGUGUGCAGAAUCCGGCCACUAAUCUGAGCGCUUGUCAAUACGCCGUGGACAGACCAGUCUAAUGCCUACCUGCACUGCAAAUGCGUAACCACCAGAGCAAGUCAUAACAGGCUAAUAGUAACGCUUAAAGUGGUAUUCUUCUCUACGUAAGGGGGAAUUAGGUUUUGUUUCAGGACACUUCUGAUGGUCAUAUGGUAGGCCUACUUUCUACUUCUAGUUGAAUCAUUCUGAUUUUUUUCCUAAGAUAUUGCCACUUGUUCCUUGAACAUCCCCACACAUAUCAAGAAACAAGUGAGAUUAUUUCAUCCAUUUAUUUUUUGGGAGGGGGGGGGGAACCUAUAAAUUUGAGGGUAGAUACAAGACCAAAUGGCUUGUUAUGGUGGUCAUUUUUUUGCAGUGUGUAGGCAAUCACAAACCGGCCACAGGAACAAGAGACUACUACAGCUACUUUUUUUUCUUCAUUUUUCAAAAAGGGCACUAGAAGACUGAACCACUGAAACAAGCUCAACUCCAGAUCGGAGUCAAACUGAAACAGGAGAUUUUAGGUUUAUUCACCUUUGAUGAGUCCAGGCCUUCUUCACACUGCGACACAGUAAAAAAAAAAGAAAAAAAAAAAAGGCCCGUUUUAUUUUUCAUAGCUCGUCAUGUUUUGUUUUGGGUGGAUUUUGGACGUUAAUUGUCGACUGAAAAGGUUGUAUAUAUAUUUGAAUUAUCACCUCCUGUUUGUCGAGGCGAAUGCGCUAUAACCCCCCCCCCCCGUCCUCUCCAGGUUCAAUUUAUCAACGCAUGUGGG